ACGGCGACCCGGGUGGGCCGAGACAUCCGGUACAGGGAUGUGUCUCCUUUUGGGUGCAACUGGAGUCGGGAAGACUCUGCUGGUGAAACGGCUGCAGAAGCUGAACUCCCGGGACGGGAAAAGUGACCUUGGUGACCCACCCCCCACCCAGCCCACGGUGGGUACUGAUCUCACUGACAUCAUGGCCCAGAGAAAGAUGACUAUCCGGGAGCUUGGGGGAUGCAUGGGCCCUAUCUGGUCCAGUUACUAUGGAGAUUGCCGCUCUGUGCUGUUCAUGAUUGAUGCUUCUGACCCCACCCAGCUUUCCUUAUCCUGCAGUCAGCUCCUGGGCGUCCUUUCUGCAGAACAACUAGCUGAUGCAUCCGUCCUGAUCCUCUUCAAUAAGAUUGAUAUGCCCUGUUACAUGACCUUGGAGGAGAUGAAGGCCCUAAUCAGACUCCCAGAUAUCAUUGCUUGUGCCACGCAGUGUAUCACGACAGCAGAAAUCAGUGCCCGGGAUGGCACCGGUCUGGCAGCCGUCCUACAAUGGCUCCAAGACACCCAUAAAGCCAACAGCUGAUUGAAGGCUGAAGAAGUAGAGGUGACAAUCCUUUUUGAGACAGAAGAACAGAGAAGGCGUGGCCUGUAGGGCUUUGUCCUCAGGGCAGAAAGGCCCAGGCUGAACCACCAGAAGAUGAUUAGGGUGGGCCUCAGCUCAACUGACUGAGUUAGCAGGUAUUAAGUGGAGGCUGUUUACAAGGCUUGAAAGUCUCUGGUAACUGAACUGCAAACUGAAGAGCUGACCACAGCACUGAAAGGAUGUUUUGGACAGCUAGGUCACCCCUUGGAAAAGUCAUUUAGUAUUCCUAAUGCUGCCUUUGGAAGAUUAUACUACUUCUCGGCCUUUGAUUCUCCAGUGUAGUUUGCUGGCCUCUCUCUGGCCCUGAUAAGGCAAACAUCCCACCUCCAUCCCUUUACCCCAUCCCACCCCAGAAGCUGAAGCAGCAUACAACCACCUGGAUUUGGCUUAUUGAUAAUUAUCUGGGCUCUACUUUUCUAUCCAAAUGUCAGAGGCAUAUGGGAUAGGUCUGCCGUCAGACAGGUGGUAUAAAUUUUCUUAUGGGAAUAAAGCCUAGAUUUUUAAAUGAAGCAUGUAUAUUUAUUUAGCAUUUCAUGGUUGACUGAGAAUCACUGUAUAAUAAAACUCUUAAUAAUUCAUAUUCAUAUUAUACUUUAAGGUUUACAAAGUGCUUUACAUAUCUGGGUACAUACAAGCUCCUUCAGGAUUGUUUUUAUUAUAGUAUCCCUAAUCCAACAAGUGGUUUGCACAGAUAAAAUGCUUAAUACUAUUUUAAAAAAAUUGAAUGAUAGCCCUAUAUUACUGUCCCUAUUUUAUAUGUGAGGCAAACUGAAGUUCAGAAACAUUAAAUGAUUUGUCCCAGUUUCAUAGCUAGCAGUUGUCAGUAUUUGAAUACACUGACUUCAACUCCAUUACUCUUUCUACUACAGCAUGCCACCUAUACAAACUUCCUCCUUUGUGGAAGACUUAAAAUCUGUGUUUCUUAAAAUUGGAAAUACCGAAAUCACAAGUCCUUCCUAUCUUCCCUAUACAAAAAAAUCUCCCUAUGUGUUCAGUGUUAGGAAAUUUCUAAUCUCAUGAGGCAGUUCAUUCAGUUGUUGGGACAGCUCUAACUAUUAAGUAUUAUUAGUACCUCUUAAGUUGAACUCGUUAGAACUUUCACCUUCUGGUCCCAGGACUGCUUUCUGGAACUCUGUAAGAUAUCUGCACCCUUUCUCACAAUAUAGCACUUGAAAAUAUUUGAAGCACUUUAACAUUCCUGCUACUUUGUCAUCCCUCUUUUCCACUUAAUCUUCUCAUCUUAAAGUUAACUAUCAGUAAAAGUACAUUAAUAAAUAUUUAAGUACCUACUAUGUGCUAAGCACUGUGCUAAACUACUUUCAAAGUUAUACAUCCCUGAGGUCUUUGCUUUGACUUGAUCAUUCCUGGAGACUUCUUAGGCUAGAUACAUAAUCCUUUUUGUAUGUCAAAUGUUAUGGACCUGAGUCUGGUAAUAAAUUUUCUCUGAAUUUUUCCUGCCAUCUA
Vombatus ursinus (common wombat) is the source of this 2083-nucleotide messenger RNA. RefSeq names its product ADP ribosylation factor like GTPase 16 (gene ARL16). The coding region runs from base 38 to 559 and encodes 173 amino acids. The transcript is spliced from 5 exons. NCBI's taxonomy places the organism in Eukaryota, Metazoa, Chordata, Mammalia, Diprotodontia, Vombatidae. The record is from RefSeq and is a predicted model, not a curated record. Gene Ontology annotation, molecular function: GTPase activity; GTP binding.